Molecule: messenger RNA, 2724 nt
Organism: Marmota flaviventris (yellow-bellied marmot)
Lineage: Eukaryota; Metazoa; Chordata; Mammalia; Rodentia; Sciuridae
Gene: Tmod1
Product: tropomodulin 1
Biological process (GO): pointed-end actin filament capping; muscle contraction; myofibril assembly
Cellular component (GO): myofibril; cytoskeleton; striated muscle thin filament
Molecular function (GO): tropomyosin binding
Source: RefSeq, a predicted model, not a curated record
CCGCCGCCGCCCGCGCCCGCGCCGUCCUCUCCGCUCCGCGUCCCGGUCACAGAUCACACAGAAACUCGGAAGACAAAGGUAAAUCCCACCACGCCAUGUCCUACAGACGAGAGCUAGAAAAAUACCGUGACCUGGACGAAGACGAAAUCCUUGGAGCACUCACAGAGGAAGAGCUCAGGACGCUGGAAAAUGAGCUGGACGAGCUGGACCCUGAUAAUGCUCUGCUGCCUGCAGGCCUGAGGCAAAAGGAUCAGACCACCAAGGCGCCCACGGGCCCCUUUAGAAGAGAGGAGCUCUUGGAUCACUUGGAAAAGCAAGCAAAGGAGUUUAAGGAUCGAGAAGACCUGGUCCCCUACACGGGGGAGAAACGAGGAAAGAUCUGGGUCCCCAAGCAGAAGCCAGUGGAUCCCGUGCUGGAAAGCGUGACGCUAGAGCCCGAGCUGGAGGAGGCCUUGGCCAACGCCUCGGAUGCCGAACUCUGUGACAUUGCAGCUAUCCUGGGCAUGCACACGCUUAUGAGCAACCAACAGUACUACCAAGCCCUGGGCAGCAGCUCCAUUGUGAACAAGGAGGGACUCAACAGUGUGAUUAAACCUACACAGUACAAGCCCGUGCCUGACGAAGAACCGAACUCGACAGACGUCGAGGAAACACUGGAGCGGAUAAAGAACAACGACCCGGAACUUGAAGAGGUCAACCUCAAUAACAUCCGGAAUAUCCCUAUACCUACCCUGAAGGCAUACGCGGAAGCCCUGAAAGAAAACUCCUAUGUGAAGAAGUUCAGCAUCGUGGGGACCCGGAGCAAUGACCCUGUGGCUUUCGCCCUCGCUGAGAUGCUGAAGGUGAACAAGGUCUUGAAGACGCUGAAUGUGGAAUCCAACUUCAUCUCCGGAGCUGGGAUCUUGCGCCUGGUGGAAGCCCUUCCACACAACACUUCUCUGGUGGAGCUGAAAAUCGAUAACCAGAGCCAGCCCCUGGGCAACAAAGUAGAAAUGGAGAUUGUGAGCAUGUUGGAAAAAAACGCAACGCUUCUCAAGUUUGGAUACCACUUCACCCAGCAGGGGCCCCGGCUGCGGGCAUCCAACGCCAUGAUGAACAACAACGACCUUGUGAGGAAGAGGAGGCUCGCAGACUUGACGGGGCCCAUCAUUCCCAAGUGCCGCAGUGGUGUCUAGGGUGUGGAGGUGAAGACCACGCUGCUGAACUGGACGUGUUCUACUGACAAUCCGCACCUUGCAGUGCAGACCAGGAGGCAAAUGCUGGCACAAAACUCUUUUGUGGUUCAGUUCUUCAUGCACUAAGGGUCUAGGUGAACUAGUGGUUGUAGUUGAAAAUUUUAUAAAUUGUGGUUAAUGUGAAGUUUUUCUUUAGUCACAGAAGUUCAGUCUGGUUAUUAUUUAAAAACUAAGAAGCCCUCAAAUUGGCAGAUCUUCCUGUAGAUGAUUUGACAGUGGCAGUGACUUAACCCCAAGGAGCCCAGAUUGGUGGCCCUGCUGUGUGGUAUUUCAGGUUCAUUUACAAUGUGGAACCCAUAAACUAAAAAUGCACUCUUCUACCUGGUUUGCAAGUAUUAAAUACUUUAUUACAAAUUUCAUCUUAGCUAUUUAGCAAAAGGAACAAAUAAACACUCUUUAUUAAUCCUCCUUUAAAUUUUAAAAACUUCAAGAUUAUAAGUUGCCAAAUUGAUUACUGGAUCAGAGCCACAAUUUUCCCCUUAAGAAUACAAACCGAAGCCACAGAGCUCUGCCAGGAAUCAAAAAACACCAAAUUCCUUUUGCUGGAUAUGAAGUUAAAAAAAAAAAAAAAAAAGCAAUGGUGAAAUUUGAAGUUUCAAAAACCCUCCUGGGCAACAAACAUAUUCCUGAGUUACUUACGAACAUUUGAGAUGUAUGUACAAUUGAAUACUGGAGCAGAAAGAAGUUUUUCCUCAUUGAAUGCCAACCUUAUGACAGAUGUGAGAACUUCUGGCUAAAUACUUGAAAACACCUUUCUAUACAGCAUAGUGGGCAAAUGGCUCAUGAAAGGCCAAACACUAGAGGGGUGAAUUUCCAGUCCACUGUGGAUAUGAUGCUUAUUAUUAUGGCCAACCUUACAGACUUAAACUACCUAUCUCAUCAUUUAUUAGACAAAUCAUUGAAGAUCUCAUGCAUAUAAAUGAAGCCUCUGAAGGACAACAGUGCAGAAAACUUAAGAUAUUAAAGAACUGGGAAAUCCUGGCCAAGCUAUGAAAAGAUGAUUAUUCUUAAAACAUAAUCUUGGUAUUUCUACUGGACCUUUGCCCCUCUUUUUUAACAACAUGGCAUCUUUUGGGAGUUGGCAAAAAGGUUAAGCCACAUUGCCCUUGUGCCUUUUAAUAUACCACAGUGCCAGUUAACUUACAUUUUUGUUUGUUGCUUUGGGGAGUUAUUUUUAUUAGGGAUUCAGCAAAUCUUGUGAUAAAGGACAAGGCCAAAGAGCUAAUGAACACAGACUAGGAGGCUUCUGAUGAAGAAGGAAAAAUCUUGUGCACUGAACUGUAGAGAUGUGGACAGUACAGGGUAACUAGAGGUGGAGCCAGGGCCUCACCACUAUGAAGAGUGUCUACUGCGGCUGCAAAUGGGCCCAGGAGCGGCACCAUGCUGCAGGGAUGGCCAUCCCCACUCGGCUUCUCCUUGAAACACAACUGCAGCUGCAUUCUGCAUCACUGGAAACUGCAACAUAAUAUUAAAUCUGUUGGUCAACUUG